This is a messenger RNA of Seriola dumerili (greater amberjack), 949 nucleotides long. It is a transcript of the gene ch25hl2, whose product is annotated as cholesterol 25-hydroxylase-like protein 2. Lineage: Eukaryota; Metazoa; Chordata; Actinopteri; Carangiformes; Carangidae. The record is from RefSeq and is a predicted model, not a curated record. The coding region runs from base 1 to 897 and encodes 298 amino acids. The transcript has a single exon. Gene Ontology annotation, molecular function: C-4 methylsterol oxidase activity; steroid hydroxylase activity; iron ion binding. Gene Ontology annotation, biological process: cholesterol metabolic process; sterol biosynthetic process.
AUGAGCACAGGCUUACUCAAAACUGAGGCUUUAUCCUGGAUGUCGGAUGUGGACAACGUGACUGGGGGCCAGUCCCGGGACUUGGUCCUGCAGCCUGCCUGGGACUACCUCCACCAGAACCACCACGACCUCCUGAGGAGCCCUCUCUUCCCUGUUGUGCUCUCCGUCUCCACCUACUUCUUCCUGGUUGGUCUUUACACCGUGCUGGACCUGCUGGCCCCCGCCUGGCCCUGCAUCAACCGCUACAGGCUCCAUCCUGACAGACCGGUCACCUGGCCUAACAUCUGGACCACGCUGGGCGUCACCAUCUACAACCACCUGCUUUAUAUCUUCCCCGCUGCGGUCGCCCAGUGGCUGUGGAGGCCGCCCACCCCGCUGCCUCGUGAAGCGCCCACUCUUUGGAGCUUCUUCCUGGGCAUCCUGGGCUGCAUGGUGGUCUUUGACUUCCAGUAUUACCUGUGGCACCUGCUGCACCACCGGGUCCCCUGGUUGUACCGCACCUUCCACGCCAUGCACCACCAGUACAACCAGCCCUUCAGCCUGGUCACCCAGUACCUAUCUGGCUGGGAGCUGUUCAGCGUGGGAUUCUGGGCCACAAUAGACCCCAUCCUGCUCCAGUGCCACUGCCUCACAACGUGGGGCUUCAUGGUCUUCAACGUCUACGUCUCCACCGAGGACCACUGCGGCUACGACUUCCCGUGGGCCAUGCAUAACCUGGUGCCCUUUGGCCUCUGGGGCGGCACGCCCAAGCAUGACGCGCACCACCAGCGGCCCGGCACUAACUUUGCCCCAUUCUUCUCUCACUGGGACUGGCUGGGGGGCACCCACACUGUGCCAACCCCCUCCAGCCACACUGCCACGGGAGAGCCAGACGAGAUGAAAGGGAGAAAAGACUAAAGAGCUUGAAUUAAUCUCCCAUUGACUCUGUCUCUCUUGUACUCAGUCUGCC